CGCCGCGCAGGUCUUUCUGGAGUCAUCACUUAGGGUUGGUUGACAGGUGACCCGGAAGUUAAGUGCCCAGGCCGCCGGAGCUCCAAAUACUCUCUUUUCCGUCGGCGUCUGCGCAUCUCCCACUCAGCGACGCCUCCCACCGUGCGUGCGGGGUUUCCCGAGUUUUAAGACCCCACAGAGCGUAUUCACCCUUCUCUUUCGGAAAACUAUUCCGGAAACGAACCCCGUGGGACAGGAUGUGGUUAGCCAAGAGCACCGGAAGUCCGGAAGGCCGGGGCGGGGCGGCUUGGGCUGACCGGGAGUGGGCGAGGCCAGACCGGCGCGGAGCUCGAGACCCUCAGCUCGGAAGAGUAAGGAACUGGGCGAGGGGCUCUUUGUAGAAGUUUGAGGUGCAUUUUCAUUGAUUAAAAAAUGACGACUCUUGAAAGUUUAGAAGCCAAAGUCACCCUUACUCCAGCCCCAGUCCGAGGAGCAGGAGAUGGCAUGGAAACUGAGGAGCCACCUAAGUCUGUUGAAGUGACCUCUGGAGUCCCGCCUGUAAGGCAUCACAUCCUUCAGAAUCCACGGAAGAAAGCAGUUCCAGGCGAGAGCCCAGGAGUCCUUCAGCUCGGGAAGAUUCUCACUGAAAAAGCAGUGGAAGUUGAAGCCAUAAGAAUAUUAGUUCCCAAAGCUGCUAUAACCCAUGACAUCCCCAGCAAGAAUGCAAAGGUGAAGUCUCGGGGACAUCAUAAGGGAGAGCUCCUAGGUCAGUCAGAGGGAACUGUAGAACCCAGAAAGGAACUAUCGGAGUUUAAGAGUCUACUGGAGAAGCUCAAGAACUCUGAAAGGAGGUUACUGCAGGACAAAGAGGGUCUUUCAAACCAGCUCAGAGUACAGACAGAGGUCAAUCGAGAGUUAAAGAAGUUGCUAGUGGCUUCCGUUGGAGAUGAUCUUCAGUACCAUUUUGAACGUCUAGCCCGUGAGAAAAAUCAGCUUAUUUUAGAAAAUGAAGCCCUAGGUCAAAACACAGCUCAGCUUUCUGAACAGCUGGAACGUAUGUCAAUACAGUGUGACGUAUGGCGGAGUAAAUUCCUUGCAAGCAGGGUGAUGGCAGAUGAGUUAACCAAUUCAAGAGCAGGUUUGCAGCGGCAAAAUCGCGAUGCCCAGAGUGCUAUUCAAGAUCUCCUGAGUGAGCGGGAGCAGUUUCGUCAGGAAAUGAUAGCUACCCAGAAAUUAUUGGAGGAGCUCCUGGUGUCCUUGCAGUGGGGAAGAGAGCAAACUUACUACCCUAGUACACAGCCUUACACCACAGCAGAACUAGCUUUAACAAAUCACAAGUUGGCAAAAGCAGUAAAUGCUCAUCUUCUGGGAAAUGUUGGCACUAACAAUCAAAAAAAGAUACCAUCAACGGUUGAAUUCUGCAGCACCCCAGCAGAAAAAAUGGCUGAAACGACAGAUCCCAUCCUCCCUCAUUCUGGACUCUCCAUUCUUUCACACUGUAUAGAAAGCUUUUCAAAAAUCGUUAUUGCAUCCCCUCUUGUCAAGGUUCUACGCAUUUUGGAUCCAGUUACCUGUACGGAAAGCUCACCUGAUAAUCCUUUUUCUGAGUCUUCACCAACUGCCUUACUUGCUACAAAGAAAAAUAUUGGACGAUUUCAUCCCUAUACUAGAUAUGAAAAUAUAACUUUCAAUUGCUGCAAUCACUGCCAGGGAGAACUUAUUGUCCUUUAACAUAACAAG
Messenger RNA from Neogale vison (American mink), 1719 nucleotides. It is a transcript of the gene BLZF1, whose product is annotated as basic leucine zipper nuclear factor 1. The transcript has 8 exons. The record is from RefSeq and is a predicted model, not a curated record. Gene Ontology annotation, biological process: Golgi to plasma membrane protein transport; Golgi organization. The coding region runs from base 412 to 1710 and encodes 432 amino acids. Gene Ontology annotation, cellular component: Golgi membrane. Lineage: Eukaryota; Metazoa; Chordata; Mammalia; Carnivora; Mustelidae.